AGGAGAUUGGUGUGUGAGUGAGUGAGUGUGAGAGAGACAGACAGACAGACAGAGGGCGAGAGGCAGAGCCAUGGCGAGCGGGGAAGGAGACAACAGGAGCACCAACUUACUGGCUGCAGAAACUGCACAACUUGAGGAGCACUUGGAGGGAUGGGGAGAGGUUAUGUUGGCAACAGAUCAUGUAUUGCGAUGGGAAAAGGCCUGGCUCCCUGCUGUGAUGAUGGUUGCGGUGUCAAUGGUAUUCCUGCUAAUCUACUGGUUGGACCCAUCAGUGCUGACUGGCGUGUCGUGUGCUAUCAUGUUGAUCUGUUUGGCAGAUUACCUUGUCCCAACCAUUGCUUCUCGGAUCUUUGGUUCCAAUAAAUGGACCACAGAGCAACAGCAGCGAUUCCACGAGAUCUGCAGUAACUUGGUAAAGACCCAGCGUAGGAUUGUGGGCUGGUGGCGGCGUGUCUUUGCACUGAAGGAAGAGAAGCCCAAAAUGUAUUUCAUAACCGUGGUCAGUGUUCUAUCUGUGGUGGCUUGGAUUGGGCAACAGGUUCACAAUCUCUUCCUUACUUAUCUGAUUGUGAGUUUCUUACUGUUGCUGCCUGGUCUGAACCGACGUGGGAUAAUCAGCAAAUACCUGGGAAUGGCCAAGAGGGAAAUCAACAAGCUACUCAAGCAAAAGGAGAAGAAGAAUGAGUAAUGAAGACUGGAAUUGACGGGAGUUCAAAAUGUUUCAUUGCUGAUUUCUUUUAACACGAGGAGCUGUCAAUUUUCUUCCUGAAUUAACAAAAAUAUAAAGCUCUUCUGUAUGUUCUCUGCUACAAUGUAUGUUUGAGUGUGAGUGUGUGUGGAGGGGUGUAUAUAUAGUAAUGAACCUGAUGUUACAAGAAACUAAUUAGGUUUUGCUUCUCAUCACUUUAAGGCUAGUAACGUUUUUAGAUCAGGAAUUGCUACUUAGUUUAGAAUUUUAUUCUCGAUUGAUCUCUCAUGACUGAUUCUUUGUGUUUGGUGUUUUUUUAAAUAAAAACUCCAUGAAUGCACUAGAAGUUUAAUUAUAAAGUAUUCUUUGUUACAUGGUGUUGUUGAACUGCCUGAUGUCUGUGCAAUCACUUGCAUCGCAGAUUCUUGCUGGAGAAUUGUCCACACGUUAGAGGCAAAAUGCAUUUGUGGUGUUAUCUACUGUCAGGAUCUGAGUCUGGCUAUCUGAUAUGACUACUGUAUGUAAUUGUAUGAGUUAAUACACAUGUAAAUAGGAUUGUCUUUUACUCUGUAUAAAUGUUUUUGUGUAUAUUUGUGGUGAAACAUUUAGUUGUGUUCUAAAACUGUACUCUCUUAUAGCUUCUCAUAAAAUAAAAUCAAUAAAACGCC
Callorhinchus milii (elephant shark) is the source of this 1356-nucleotide messenger RNA. It is a transcript of the gene arl6ip1, whose product is annotated as ADP-ribosylation factor-like 6 interacting protein 1. The record is from RefSeq and is marked provisional. NCBI's taxonomy places the organism in Eukaryota, Metazoa, Chordata, Chondrichthyes, Chimaeriformes, Callorhinchidae.